This is a messenger RNA of Paramecium tetraurelia, 1341 nucleotides long. RefSeq lists its product as uncharacterized. Gene Ontology annotation, molecular function: calcium ion binding. The transcript has 3 exons. NCBI's taxonomy places the organism in Eukaryota, Ciliophora, Oligohymenophorea, Peniculida, Parameciidae. The record is from RefSeq and is a predicted model, not a curated record.
AUGCUAAAAAUCUCGAAUAAGUCAAGGAAAAAUGAAUAAUUGGAAACGAUAUAAGUGAUCGAGAAAUGUACAAAAAUUAUGAAGGAAGAUCGUUUGUAAUUGAGGCAAAUGGUUAAGGAUGAAAAUGUGAAACUCAUUGAAUUGGUUGCGAAAUAUAAAAAAAGGAGUGAUCUCAAUGAUCUACAAUAAGAAUUAAGAAAGUUCCUUAAAGAUAAAAAAGGAUCACCUGAAAAAGUGCAAGGGGCUCCCCUUAUUUUGAGAAAAGUCAAAUCAAAAGAGAGAUGUGAAUGGAAUACAUCAAUGAGUUCGAAUCCUUCCAUUAAAUCACCUAGUCGAUCCAAUCUAGAUUUCAGGAAGAAACAAAAGGAAGAUUAAUCACAUAAAAAAAUGGAAUCGUUCAAGAAGUAAGAAAAAUUGGACAGUCAGAUUGAGCAUAAAGAAAAUGAGGAAUUUAAGAUACUUGAUGAAAUAUAAGAAGUUAAGCCAUAAGAACAGCAAAUUGUCUUCAAUACAGCAAAUUCAGUUAUUGAUCCAUUUUUUGAGGAUCUCACUCCAGUCAAAAUGGAAUUCCAAACCAUUGUUUCUUAAGCACCUCUCAAUCAAAGUGAUUAAAGAAGCGAAUGCAUAUUGUAAUAUAAUGCAGCUGAAAUAUAGCAAUAUAUUUAAUAGGAUAAACAUUAUGUAUAUAAGGAAACCUAUAUAAUUCCACAAUUAAUCAGUCUAAACUAUAAAUAAAUGGUGAAUGCAGAAUACUAAAAUUUAUUUACAGAUUGGAAAAGCAUACUCACUCCUUAAGAACCUUCUUAUCACAUAAAGUAAGAAAAUGUGUAUGAAUCCCAAUUAUAAAUUGAGUCAGAACAAUCAAAGUAAAAUCAAACGACUCUCAAAACUGAACCUUCUCAACUUGUAAAGAGUUUAGAAAUCAGAGGUGUCACUGCUGAAGAAUUAUUCACUUAUUUGGUUCAUCAUAGAUUCACCAAAAGGUUGAAUCUAUAUUAACUUAUGGAAAAUGCAAAGAUAGCCAUCCCAAAUGCAUAGUUGGAUUUAGAUUCUUUGUUUAAAUUGGCAGAUACUGAUGAAGAUGGAUGGAUUAAUUUAGAAGAUUUAGGAAAGACCUUGAGGGAAACCUGUGUAGAAAAGGAGAGUCAUGUAAAUCCAAUUAAGGAAUUGUAUAAUCUACUUAAUGGAAAUGUGAACAUGGACAAUUUUAUCAAUUAGCUGAAUGAUAGAAUUUAAGCUGAAAUUCUCUACCAUGAAAUUGAUCUAUUUGGAAAAGGAUUCAUAACGUAUUGGGAAAUGUACAAUCAUUAUGAAGAAAUCGAAAAACUAUUGAUUAAAUGA